Molecule: messenger RNA, 369 nt
Organism: Ochotona princeps (American pika)
Lineage: Eukaryota; Metazoa; Chordata; Mammalia; Lagomorpha; Ochotonidae
Product: large ribosomal subunit protein eL31-like
Exons: 1
Coding region: 1-369 (122 amino acids)
Biological process (GO): cytoplasmic translation
Cellular component (GO): cytosolic large ribosomal subunit; ribosome
Molecular function (GO): structural constituent of ribosome
Source: RefSeq, a predicted model, not a curated record
AUGGUUCCUGCAAAGGAGGGUGGGGAGAAGACAAAGAGCCAUUCUGCCAGUUCUACCAUCAACAAAGUGAUGACAGAGUACACCAUCAGCAUCCACAAGCGCAUACAUAGAGUGCACUGCAAGAAGCUGGCCCUUCAGGCACUCAAAGAGAUCCAGAAGUUGGCCAAGAAAGAGAUGGGGACUCCAGCUGUAGGCCUUGAUAUCAGGCUCAACAAAUCUGCCUGGGCCAAAGGAGUGAGGACCAUCCCAUACCGCAUCCCCAUGAGAUGGUGCAGAAAACAUGCAGAUAAAGAUUUACUAAACAAGCUCUAUACUUUGGUUCCCUACAUACCUAUCAUCAUUCUGAACUUUCCUUCCCUUCAUUCCUAG